UGAAACUUUCUUCCGGUCGUCGCAUCAAUGGAAAAAGCGUAAACGACAGACUAACUGGCGGGUCAAAACACCACCACCAACCGGCCAAAGCGAUGGAGCGACGCGUGCGAAAGCCUUUGUGUAGUCAAGCCAAUGUCAAAAGUGAAGGUUUGCCGCGGGACGUGCUCAAAGUAGUGGUGGGUCAAGACGAGCAGCCGGCCGGCCCCCGCGUCAAAGAGGAAGGCAGGGAAGACGAGGAAUGUCCGCCCAUCAAGGAGGAAGAAGAGGAGUGGCACAUCAGUCAGACGGAAGGUGACGCUGCCCGCUCGCCCGUUAAGGUGGAAGACGAAGGCCGUCGGGAGAUGGCAGGGGGGGGGUCCAGUCGCCUCCUGACCUCGCCAGCGGAGGACAUCAGCCCGGAGGCCGACUCGCUUUUAGCGGCGCUCCACGAUGAAGAAGUCGAGGAAGAAGAGUCGCCCCCUGACACGGAGGAGAGCGACGGCAGCCGAGACAGCGGUGUAAACGAUGAGCGCUUUGAGUGCCGGCUGUGCGGCAAAGGUUUUGGAAAGCGCAAAAACUUGAGCACGCACAUGUCCCUCCACAGCGGCGAAGUUUUCAGUUGCUCCUUUUGCAGCAAAGCCUUCAAGAAACGCUACAACUUGCUCACCCACGCUCGCGUGCACACUGGAGAGAAACCCUUCGCCUGCUCCCUGUGCGGCCUCAAGUUCUCCCAGAAGGCAAGUUUGCUGCGACACGCCACCACUCACAGCGGCCACAAGACCUUCACCUGCUCCGUCUGCAACCUCAGCUUGUGUCAGCGCUCCGAUUUAAUCGUCCACUCGCGCAUCCACACCGGCGAGAAACCUUUUGACUGCUCGCUGUGCAGCGCUCGCUUCUCCCAAAAGGGGAGCCUUGCCAGGCACGCCAGGACGCACACGGGAGAGAAACCCUUCUCCUGCUCAGUCUGUGCCGCUGCCUACAGUCGCAGGUCGGCUCUGCUCAAUCACCAGAAGGCGCACAGCGGCGGCAGGGGGGAGGGACUGGGCAUCGCCCGCACAACCAAUCACACUGCGAAUGACUCGCGAAACGCAAUUUGACCUUUAUGGACUCUGCCUCGAUGAAACGGGAACCCACAAAACUGCCAUCAAAGAGCCUUUUGGAGUCAAGUCCUUACGAAAGGAUUUGGGAGAAAGUCCCAUGCAGGCAUUUUUAUAUCGUGGUCUCCAACGAGGACUCAAAAACACAAUACAGACCUUUUUUAUGGAAAGGGUUCGACCUGGAAUAGAGCAGCCGCACCGGACGGGAGUGUUCCCGAUGGCCACCCCGCUCCUGGUUAUCACUGCAAAGAGCUUUUCAUGGAGUGGUCCGCGUCAGUGAUGCAAGAGCUGCGACAAGCGGCGCUCGCUCAUCUUGUUUGCGCUCCCUCUAGUGGUAUCCGAAAGAAUCUCUGAAUCAAGUGUUCCGAGCGUGCAUGUUAGAGUGGCAGUUCAGCUGUGUUGGAGAAAAAAAAUACAUUUUCAUAUUGUAUAC
Syngnathus typhle (broad-nosed pipefish) is the source of this 1509-nucleotide messenger RNA. Its product is annotated as gastrula zinc finger protein XlCGF8.2DB-like. Gene Ontology annotation, cellular component: nucleus. The transcript is spliced from 2 exons. NCBI's taxonomy places the organism in Eukaryota, Metazoa, Chordata, Actinopteri, Syngnathiformes, Syngnathidae. The coding region runs from base 93 to 1076 and encodes 327 amino acids. The record is from RefSeq and is a predicted model, not a curated record.